Acaulospora morrowiae is the source of this 957-nucleotide messenger RNA. Lineage: Eukaryota; Fungi; Glomeromycota; Glomeromycetes; Diversisporales; Acaulosporaceae. The record is from the annotation of a GenBank genome assembly.
AUGUUGUUUUCAAACUAUCAACUUGAGAUUUUAGUGAAUGAUCAGCCGCUAGAGGAAUGUGAGGAACCGAUAGGGACAGGAAGAACCACAACAGGGCCAUCUUAUGUCUUAAAUGAGUUUUCGCAAAGAAGGUUAGAGAAUAAACAGACAGUAUAUGCAGCAGUCACUAAGCUUGGGGUUCAAUUUAAAAUUCGGUAUAAAAUUCCAUAUCACACGAUAUUUGGAGGGCCUAUAAUGGCUUUCGUUUAUGUUGACGGUCUGCAUGAUAAUACAUAUUCAGCUCAUACUAGUCUAUCAAGUAUUCAGAAUAUUAGAGAAGGUUUCUACAACUAUGCAAGAGGAAAAAUAUAUAAUUUUAAAUUCGACGUUACCCUCUGGGGUAAUGACGAAGGUUAUAUUAUUCCAAAUACUAGAGCCGGUGGUCAGGGUGCAGUUUCUGUUUAUUUUUACCGGGCAAUGCAUCUUCACCAGAUUGUCAAGCCUAGAGACAUCAACAUUAAGUCUGCAAAGGUUUCUGAAGGUCGUGCUGAUUUAGGACUGAAAUUGUCCACCUCAUUUAAUGAGGAGACAAUUCCUAUUCAACAAGUAUAUGAGUCAUUGUUAGCACCAGCAUCCCUUCAACCUUUGGCAGUUCUUCACCUACAUUACCGAACUACUUCUUGGUUAAUGUCUCGAAACCUUCUUAGACCAGUUCCAAUUAUCAAUAGGACUUACACAUUGUCUGAAAUCAGAAAUAAUAAUCUUGCCAUAAAGACAGAAGAUGUCAAGAACGUUAUAGGGAAAAAAGGAAAAGCAAAAGAACAAGAACCUCGUGGCAUAAAAAGAAGAAUUGAGCAAAGGGGGUUUGACGAAUCAGACACAGAAGAUUUUAUUAAGAUUGUGGAUGGCGACUAUUUCACCAUCAAAUAUGAAACUGAAGAUCAAGUAUCUUUCGAACAAAAAAAGCGAAGGAGGUGA